AUGAACGACUCGUCGACACCCGAGCAGCGGCACCGCACGGACAGCGGCGGACACCGACCCGUGUUGCACCCGUCGGGCGGAUACGUGAGCGUCCCCGUGGACUUCGUGGCGACCCCCCUGUCCAGUCCUCAGGACGAUCUCCUAUGCAAGUACACCGGCAGUCGCUGCGCCAAUCCGAGAAGUCUCAAGAAGAACGGCGAACGGCACAACCUGUACGAGUUCCACCGCGAACGCGCCAACGCCAACCAAAGCCGCUUCGACGCCAAGCAGAGACAGCAACGUCAGUCGUCGUCAUCUGAAGCUGCGGACCUCCCCGAACCGAUCCCCGUGCCGGUCAACUCCCCCGACCCGCCGUUGAACGAGUGGGAGGCGGACUUGCUGCUCGAGACCAUGCAAAACAGCUGA
Molecule: messenger RNA, 405 nt
Organism: Phytophthora sojae
Lineage: Eukaryota; Oomycota; Peronosporomycetes; Peronosporales; Peronosporaceae
Exons: 1
Coding region: 1-405 (134 amino acids)
Source: RefSeq, a predicted model, not a curated record